UUCCCUAUGGAUGGAAUAGGGUGAUAGUAUGUAAUUAUCAGAUACACUGUCCACUUUUCUUUUAAACAAAUCGUUUACUUGUUUAUAGUUUUAAUAUGAGCUUCCGGAAAUGAAAUGCUAUUCAUAGUACUGAUAACGCACCCAAAUUCUUAAAGGUGAAUAAUCUUAUCAGUAUUGUUUUGUAACAUGAAAAUCAAUUACUCAUCAAGCAUGUUCCAAUAACUCUUAAAAACGCAACUAAUAAGCCAAUUCAACAUACAAAAAGAUGAAUGGUAUCAGAAAUUAUCAACACAAAAUUACGUAUUCUAAAAAAUCGCCGUCGAUACACACGUCAUAUACGCCACGAGUCAAAAAACCCCCCUUGUGCAAAGUGUGUCUGUUCCGAGAUAUUUUUUGCGGAAAUCACGACAUAUCUAGCGUUUGUGUUAUGCGCGUAGUGCUUGAACUUGAUAACCCCCUUUUUAGGAGACGCUCGAAAAACGUCGCUCCAGUAUUAUCGCUAUCAGUGAAUUUACGCAAACACUGCGAUACAUACUCUCAGUAGAAUCUAGUCGAGUGUCGAUCAAAUACACGGGAACCGGGGUUAAGUGAUUCAACUGAACGUACUCGAACAGGUGGUGUCGAUACGAUAUCAGGAAUAGGUGCGCGAUAUGAUACCAUUGAUAACGCUAUCUAGUUCGGAAUUCAACGAAACCACGCUUAGUCGCGGAAUUGGUUAUGUGUUACCCAAACUUUUAGCGUCCGAAUCUAUGUGAAACAUGCUUGUUUAUAAAUAAAUAUAAGUGACAGAGUCUGAAUGCUGGCUUUGAAAUUCUUCAGGAGUUUCCGGCCGUGACGUUAACAUAGUUUUCAGCUGUUUAUGGUGAAAAGUCCAGCUGGGAUAGUGGAAGGAGUGGUUGAAUAGUAUGGUCGCGUGGCGGGCGCUUGCGCUGUGGUUGCUGGCGGCCAGUGCCGGCGCCGGCGUCGUCGCGCAACAAAAUGUCACAAUCACAAGAAUGCAAUUGGAGCUGGAGGAGACGCACGAGCUGCACUUGGACACCAGCGUCGAGUUCAUUCUGGACUUUAACCCGAACGACGAACAGGCCCGGUGGCCCAUGCGCGUGUGGGUGGACAGCGACGCCGGCCACCCCUCCCGCCCGCUUAUACUCACCUACAGGCAGCGCGCCGGCGCGGGCACGUGGCAGCUGCCGUGGUCGUCGGGUUCGCAUCUGCGGUUCGAGUUGGAGCGGACGCUGUGCGCCGACGACGCCGUCGACGAGACCACGCCCGAUUGCGAGCAAGAGGGCGGGGCUCGGGGCUGGAUAUCCUUACACGUGGUGGCGUCGUGCGCGUCUCGCGUGCGGCUGCGGGUGAGGCCGGCGCGAGACUGGCGGCUGCGGGACUCGCUGCACUCCACCGCCACGCUGUUAUCGCCUCGCGUGCACCACUAUUCGUUCCCCGAGGGACAGACGCAGGUGCGGCUCGUGGCGUCCUCUGAGGACGACGUGUGCGCCACGCUCGCUGUGCAACAAUACGGGUGUCCAAUAGCGGAGACGCUGCAGGAGCUGUCCACCACCACUAUGCGGAUGAGCAUGCAGCGCUCCGGCGCCGUGCAGCUGUCGCGCGAGAGAUUCCCACGCGGCUUCCUGGUACUGGUGCUGGUUCACGAAACAGACGAGGCGUGCGAGAACGAGCAGCCCGCCCACGAGGACUGGCUGUGGGCGGCCGCGGUGUACGGACCCGACCCCGCCCGCCCGCACCCGCCCCGCACCAAGACCGUCACUCUGGCCGUACAGGAGGCGUUGUCGCGCGAGCAGUACGCGAUAGCUGCAGUCGCGACGCUGGCGGUGUUCCUCUCCGUAUACGCGGCCUUCGGAGUGGUGGUGCUGCUGCAGCGCUGGCCGCCCUUCCGCCGCCUCGUGGAGCCCCGCGCCGUGCUCGCGCCCAAACCAGACCCAGACGCGUCGCAGUCUCAAACUGACACCGCGCACGACGGUUCCAGGCGGCGAGAUUCCACGGCGACGUUCGACAGCAGCGACAACAGCGACUCUGACUCGGACGUGGAGGGGGUCGGGCGAUCCACACCCGCGCCAUCUAUUGUUCAACAACCGAACACAACGCCAUCUAUCGGCACCCCACCGAACAACGUGCUGCCUAUUGCCAAUCCACCGAACACAACGCCAUCUAUCGUCAACCCACCAACCGACAGCAUCCGCUCCGUGGCUGGAAUCCAGGCUUCAGCCACAAAUAACGUUCUUUGUCCUGACAACACAGGGAGUGAUGGUCCAUCCCGCGACGUUGGGACGAUAGUUACACAGGCUACAAUAAGUAGGACGACGAGCGAGCCAUCAUCACCAGCCUCCAGAACAGCGGCUUCCGGUCACACCCCAGGGGGUGAGAAUGGUGCAGUGACGUCGGACACUGAUAUCAAUCGAGUGACUUUCAUCGAUACAGCUAACGAACAAACCGGAGGCGUGGAGCCUAACGGAACGCAGUCCCCGUUCGGUCUGCCGGCGCGGCUGCACGUGGCGGCGCUGUCCCGGCGGCGCGCGCGAGUGCUGAAGGCGCGCGCCGACCGCUACCUCACUACGCUGCUCACGGUAGCUGUGUUCUACUCGCUGCCGGUGCUGCAGAUCGUCUUCACCUUCCAGAUCUUCGUGAACGUGUCGGGCUCGCUGGACGUGUGCUACUACAACUUCCUGUGCGCGCACCCCGCCGGGCUGCUGUCCGACUUCAACCACGUGUACUCCAACCUGGGCUACCUGCUGCUGGGCGCGCUGUUCAUACUGCAGCUGCAGCGCCGGCGCCGCGCCCGCGCCCUGCACCCCCGUCACGAGGAUUACGGCAUCCCGGCUCACUACGGGCUGCUGGCGGCGCUGGGCGCCGGCAUGAUGGUGGUGGCGCUGCUGUCCGCCAGCUACCACGUGUGCCCCAACCGGCUCAAUUUCCAGUUCGAUACGUCGUUUAUGUACGUGCUGGCAGUGCUGAGCAUGGUGAAGAUCUACCAGUCGCGGCACCCCGACGUCAACGCGCGCGCGCACGCCACCUUCGGCGUGCUGGCGGUACUCAUCGCGCUCGUGGUGUGGGGCGUGGUGGGGGGCGGCGCGCUGUUCUGGGGCGUGUUCACGGUGCUGCACGUGUUCACGUUCCUGCUGCUGUCCCUGCGCAUCUACUACCUGGGCCAGUUCCGCUUCGAGAAAGAGACGAUUCAACGCGCGGCGCGGCAGCUGCGUGACAACCCCGGCCUCGGGCUGCGGCCGCUGUACACCGCGCGCCUCGUGCUGCUGCUCAUCGCCAACGCGCUCAACUGGGCCAUCGCGCUGCUAGGGUUGUUCAGGCAGAGCGCGGACUUCGCGUCGCACCUGCUGUACGUGCUGCUGGGCAACACUCUGCUGUACAUGUGCUUCUACCUCGUCAUGAAGCUGCUGCACGGCGAGCGACCGCGCUGGUACGCGUGGGCCUACACCAUCGGCGCGGCGUUGUGCUGGGUGCCGGCGCUGUACCUGUUCACGUUCGGGUCGUCGUCGUGGUCGGCGUCCCCGGCGGCGUCGCGGCACCUCAACCACGCCUGCAUGGUGCUGCAGUUCUACGACGCGCACGACCUGUGGCACAUGCUGUCCGCCGCCGCGCUCUACCUCUCCUUCAACGCCAUGCUCACCUGGGACGACGGGCUCGCCGCCGUGCCCCGCACUCACAUCGCAGUCUUCUGACCGCCGCCCACCGAUAUCGUCGCGGCACCUCAACCACGCCUGCAUGGUGCUGCAGUUCUACGACGCGCACGACCUGUGGCACAUGCUGUCCGCCGCCGCGCUCUACCUCUCCUUCAACGCCAUGCUCACCUGGGACGACGGGCUCGCCGCCGUGCCCCGCACUCACAUCGCAGUCUUCUGACCGCCGCCCACCGAUAUCGACGGACUCGACGGUCGACCGAGGCCCGGCCCCUCUAGCAUGACAUGACCACCGUAACGGGAUAUGAUAAAGCGAUAUAUCGGCAUUAAUUGUCAGACUACAGUGGAGUCUGACAGUUAAUGUCGAUAUAUCGCUUUAUCAUAUCCCGUUUCGGUGGUCAUGCUAGAGGGGCUGCACGACAGUUUUUCGAUAGCUGGAACGCUAUCGUGGACAAUAAAUAAUAAUGAAAUUAAAGUUAAUCGAAGAAUGAAUUUCUUUGUUUCCAUGUAGACCCCGCUUGUUCGUGUCCAUGUCUCCGGCUAUCUGUAUAAUGCAGGUGUUCUAUACAACGGCUAGACAAUGUAUAGAAUACCUGGGACAUUUAGGCGAUGUAUGGAAUAUUAUAAAUUUUAUUUUCCAUUUUAUCCUUUCCCUUGGUAAUGUAUAAGAUUCCUAUGGAUUGUAUAGAGUACUCGCUGGCUCACCGGUAGUGUGUAAAAUAAACAGAUUCAUAUGUUUCCGACGAUUAUGGGAUUUUAAAAAUUGCCUAGGUAUUGUAUAGAAUACCGAAUUAUACAGAUUGCCGGUAACAUAUAUUACCAAAUACAUUAUUAAAUCAUAGUUGCACAUUGACUAAAUAUUUGAUUGUUUUAGCAUAAUUAUUAUUGUUUUAUUGUUAAUUGUGUUUUGAUUGUACACUUUUGAUACUUAAUAAUCAGUUAUAUGAUAUGAGGCUAUCAAUGCAUUGUCUUUUCUCAUCAGUACAAUCGUGUGAUCUAUCAUGUGGUCUAUGUGAGACUGCCAGGUUGUUUUUGCCAAGGAACUUUCGAAGUAAAGUUAAUUUGUACUUGACUUUCACUAUUUUAACUUAAUGACUGAUCAGAGAAAUCGCACUAACAAAACUUUUUCAUUCAUGUAUUGUUGAAAACAUUUGUUUUAUAAAUGUAAAUGUACAUUUUUUUUUUGUAUCUAAACAUGUAAUAAAAUAUUGCCUUAUUAAAAAAUAAAUGAUUGUUUCAUUUUUAUAGCAAUGCGUUA
Messenger RNA from Chilo suppressalis (striped riceborer), 4905 nucleotides. The record is from the annotation of a GenBank genome assembly. Lineage: Eukaryota; Metazoa; Arthropoda; Insecta; Lepidoptera; Crambidae.